Messenger RNA from Hermetia illucens (black soldier fly), 1505 nucleotides. It is a transcript of the gene mtTFB2, whose product is annotated as dimethyladenosine transferase 2, mitochondrial. Gene Ontology annotation, molecular function: rRNA (adenine-N6,N6-)-dimethyltransferase activity; mitochondrial transcription factor activity. The coding region runs from base 73 to 1458 and encodes 461 amino acids. The record is from RefSeq and is a predicted model, not a curated record. Gene Ontology annotation, cellular component: mitochondrial matrix. NCBI's taxonomy places the organism in Eukaryota, Metazoa, Arthropoda, Insecta, Diptera, Stratiomyidae. Gene Ontology annotation, biological process: transcription initiation at mitochondrial promoter; rRNA methylation. The transcript has 6 exons.
CGUCAAGUGCUGUCAAUGUCGGCUGAGUGGACUCCUACUGAGGGACCUGGCGCCUUUGCAACAUAACAGAAAAUGUUGCAACUACGUACCUAUUCCCGCCUUGCAAGACUCUUCUCGACGGAGGCAGUGCCUAAAGCAACGAAAAAGGCACGUUCGGCCAAACCUCCUAGGGAAUACAAAAUCCCAUCUGACUUGGUGGAGUAUUUUGCAUCGAUAAAUCAACAGAACUUACUCGAGCAAUUCUCACCUAAGAUGUUACGGAAGAAACAUAAGUUUCCAGACAGUUACUACAUAGCCAGCCCAGAGGCUGCCAAGUUAAUAGCCGAUUACGUCAGUAAGCCGGCGGCCAGCGCAAAAGUCAUCCUAGAAUCGAAUCCCGGGCCCGGGCUUCUAAGCGAACAUCUUGCGCGUUCGAGCGCCACCAAAAUCCACCUUUUUGAAAGCGACGACAACUUCGAGAAGAAAUUGCAGGAUACUUACUCGGGACAGGGGAAGCGCAUAAGGAUCCAAAGAGGUGACCUGGUGAAUAUGUGGCGGAUCGGCUUUCAGGAUAGGGAAGAUAACGGUACCAGAUUGCAGGAGCUCUUGGCCGGAGUUCCAUCCAAGAGUUGGUCGAGUAAACCGAUGCGAUUUUUUGCUGCAGUGGGUUCUCUAAAUUUUUUCAAAUAUCUCAUCUACUCAAUUGUUCGCCAAAGUGAUAUUUUCACCCAUGGUCGAUUCGAAAUGUUCCUCGUUGUCCCACCACCUUUGUAUAUUCAUUUAACUUGCAAUGCCCAGGCUGGAUAUAUCAUGUAUCGUGCCAACACUAUCCUUUUCCAAAUUAUGUUCGAGUAUGAAUACUUGACGAAAAUUCCCAAAAAGUGCUUUUUGCCCUGGCAGUAUGAUCAUAAGCCAGAGAAACUAAAAAAACUCACACGGUUUUAUUCCAUCGAUGCGGAUUAUCUGUAUCUUGUUAAAAUAACUCCACGGGCCGACAUAUAUGAUUUAUGUCCUUUAGAAUUCAUGCAAGCGCUGUUAUAUUUUGUUAAGCAGAAUUGUGUCAGUAGAAAGCAUCGAGUUAUUCCAACAUUGGAAAAAUGGGCUCCCGGCUGCGGUCCCCGUUUAAUCAUUGGAACAGACAAUCCUUGUGGCGUGAAGCCUUUGCACCGAAACGGAGAUCACGAAAUUCCACAAUAUUCAACACAAUGUACAACUAUGUCGAAUAAAGAUCUCUACCCGAGCAUGAAUAUUUUCACGGAGUUUGGUGAUUUAACGCCAUCCCAGAUUUUAACUUUGUUCACUCAAUUCCGACAAUGGCCUGAAUUCAAAGAAAGUCCAUUUUUGGCAUCACUGGAGAACAGUCUAUUGAAAAUGGAGACAUCCGAACAAGAAGCAACUAUUGAAGGACUCGAUCUACACGAAGAAGAUUUUGUAGGUAGCGAAGGUAACACGAAAAGCAGCAGUAAAAGGAAUAGCUGACGGAAACACAAAAUAACUUCUUAUUGUAAAUAAAAUUGAAUAAAUUA